Molecule: messenger RNA, 2499 nt
Organism: Anopheles nili
Lineage: Eukaryota; Metazoa; Arthropoda; Insecta; Diptera; Culicidae
Gene: Pex6
Exons: 2
Coding region: 1-2499 (832 amino acids)
Biological process (GO): protein import into peroxisome matrix
Cellular component (GO): peroxisomal membrane; cytosol
Molecular function (GO): ATP hydrolysis activity; ATP binding
Source: RefSeq, a predicted model, not a curated record
AUGUCUGAUAAAACGAUAAGACAGUGUAAAUUGAUACUGUAUAUAUGUCGCCUCAGAUAUCCGCGAUACCCGGCAUUCUGCUUUCCGGCAUUUGUUUUUCUACAAGCGCUCAAAAAAAUCCAGAGGGACCUGAGGCUACGAUCACUGGAUUUCUAUCUACAACCAAUACCAAACACCUUGUUUGAGCAACUACAGUCCGACCAGCUCGUGAAUUCUGAGCAUACGCUCUUUGUUUCACCAACGGUGUUCCGGGAGUACGUCGUGGAGCAUGAGAUUAAUUGGAUCAAUCUUGUGCUGAAAGUCGCCAAGCCACCCCAGCUGGCGGAUUCGAACCAGGAAAAGAGUCUGGUUUCGAUUAUACUUAACAAACAGGACGUGUCUUUGUUGUGCCAACUCGCCCCCCACAAUAAAGUGCCGUUGAACGCGCUCUGGGUCAAGGAGAAUUUGGUGGAAAAUUUAAAAGAACGAUACACGUUCGAAGGUGAGUCGAUAUGGAGUCGUUUACAACGAAUCUCCGAAGGGCAGCAUCUUCCGGCGAUUGUCGCCAAGGCAAACGUGUUCAUCUACCAAACUCCGUAUGAUUUGAGCUCCGACAUGGUUGACUUCAUCCUCGGACGGUACUUUGAGACACCGCAAUUGAUGUAUCGAAACCACACGUACCAGGUUCCGCUUACGGAGCGUUUUCUCGGCAACACAUUCUACACCAAACAUUUUGCCAUCCUGCUGCACAUGAGGUCGCUUUGGUUUAAAUGCUUAAACCUCGACUCUGCUGCCGGAGCAUUUGAGAUGUACGGCAUCGCGCAAAAAAGUCUAACAACGCUACAGCAGACAACGACGUACAACAACUUCCUGCUUUCGGAACGCUUCGAUGGAUUGAUCAUGCGGCCAAGCUGUCCUUUUGGACUAAAAAAAUACUUCGAUUCACUGUUGUCAUCGUUGCAGGCCUAUAUGAAAACGGAAAACAAUGGGCUGCUGCAGAACGGAAUAUACCCGGUGUUCAUGCUGCGUGGCGAACGCGGGAUCGGCAAGAUGUCCGUGUUGCGGUCGGUGGCUGGUACGCUUGGUAUUCCGAUUUUCUACGCGGACUGUAGUGAAAUCAUGACAUCUAUAAGCUCGCAGACGGAGACGAAAUUAAGCAGCACAUUCAACAAGGCGAAAAUUUGUGAACCAUUGAUUAUUUGUCUUGAGAAUUUCGAAGUUUUCGGAGUGGACAACGAGGGCCACGAAGAUCAGCGCAUAACAGGAUCCUUUCAGGCCGAGUUGACAACUCUUUUCGAGCGAAAAUACUCCCAUCCGGUUGUGGUGAUCGCGCUGGCAAACCAAAAGGAAUCGAACACACCAAAGCUGACCUCACUUUUCCUCGAGGUCAUACAGUUCCAUCCUCCUACGACGAGCGAGCGGUUCGAGCUGCUUCAUUGGAUUUCCAUCGGUCACAAACAACGGCUUGCUGAUCACCAGCUGCAAAAAAUCGCUGAUCAAAGCCAAGGGUUUACGUUGUCCGAUUUAGAACUGCUGUACGGUAAUGCGUUGGAGCUUUGGCGCUGUUCCGAUGCACCACGUGUGCAUUUGAGACAUUUCCUCGAGUCGUUGGAAAAAAUGCAAGCCACCUUCUCGGACAGCCUCGGAGCACCGAAGGUUCCAAAGGUGCUGUGGUCGGAGAUUGGCGGAUUGGCGAAACUGAAAUCGGAGAUACAAAACUCGAUCGGAUUGCCCCUUCGUCACAAGCACCUGAUGGGGAAGAAUAUGCGACGAUCGGGAAUCCUGCUCUACGGUCCACCGGGUACCGGAAAGACACUGAUCGCCAAAGCGGUCGCGACUGAGUGCAACCUUAGCUUCCUCUCGGUUCAAGGGCCCGAGCUGUUGAACAUGUACGUCGGUCAGAGCGAACAGAACGUGCGCGAGGUGUUCGCACGUGCCCGGACCGCUUCACCGUGCGUUCUUUUUCUGGAUGAGUUGGAUUCCCUGGCACCCAAUCGGGGCGUGAGUGGUGACUCAGGCGGUGUGAUGGAUCGGGUUGUCUCGCAGAUGUUGAGCGAAAUGGACGGCAUUUCGAAGGAUCCAGGACAGCAAAUUUUCAUACUGGCAGCUACCAACCGACCGGAUCUAAUCGAUCCGGCUCUGUUGCGACCAGGGCGCUUCGAUAAGUUGUUGUACGUUGGACCGAGCUGCACGGUGGAGGACAAGGAGAGUGUCCUCCGGGCCGUGACGGGACGGUUCCGCCUGGCAGAGAACCUUACAUUGAGAAAGAUCGCCGAAAGCCUAACGCAGGACAUGACCGGGGCCGAUAUGUACUCGAUCUGCUCUAACGCGUGGUUGAGUGCUGUUCGACGGACCGUCAAAGAAGCAAUUGCUGGAGAUGCGAUUGACGAAGGCCUCAAUGCGAACCAAGUGAUCGUCGGUGAGGACGAUUUUAGGGAAGCGAUAAAAAAAUUUAUACCCUCGAUCAGCCCAUCCGAUAUGGCAUAUUUUAAUCAGCUGAAGGGUAAUUUCAGUGUGUAA